Molecule: messenger RNA, 1458 nt
Organism: Daphnia pulicaria
Lineage: Eukaryota; Metazoa; Arthropoda; Branchiopoda; Diplostraca; Daphniidae
Exons: 8
Coding region: 240-1277 (345 amino acids)
Molecular function (GO): nucleic acid binding
Source: RefSeq, a predicted model, not a curated record
GUUGACGCCAAAUUCCAUUAGUGUUGUUGAUAGCUAGUUAACUACAUCACGUUUUAAUUCAUCCACAUUCUUUAGUUUUGAUAUUGAAUCAGGCUAAUUUUCUUUGUAUUCGUCUGAUCCUCAUCACUUAGUUCAUAUUUAACGUAAAAAAUACGUUUCAUAAGUCUGCACGUGUAUGAUCUUAUCCACAAUUGAAACUAUUCAUCGUAUUACGUCCUAUCAACGAGGCUUAACGAAACAUGGUUUCGAAAAGUGAAAUAACAGAAAAAGAGAUUAAAGAGCUUGUUGAAAGAAAAUAUAAGGCAGCAGAUAUGGCGGAACAUUUUAAUGUAUCAGUUGGAACUAUUUAUAGACAUCUGCGCUUAAUGAAAAUUUCAUUAAGAGUACAUCGUAGAUCUAUUCAACAAGGUGAAAUGCAGGGUAAUGUUAGUGGAUUGCUAAAUCUAUCUUUGACAGAAAGGAAUGAUCAAAAUGUUCUUGCUCCUUUGUCUCUUUUCCACAUUGGUGGAUUUUACAAGCUUUCUGGAUAUGGCUUUGUUAUCCAUGCUUGUAUAGAUGUGUAUUCACGCUUCAUUACCUAUCUUGACGUUUCCAACAAUAACCAUCCAUCUACAGUAUUACGUUUAUUUCAAUCUGGUGUUGCCGAACUUGGAUUACCUACGCGUCUUAGAUGUGACAAUCAGCUGGAAAAUGUUGGCGUUGUUCAUUUCAUGGACAUUAAUCGUCCUCUAGUCAGCGACAGAAUUGUUUACCAAAGAUCAGGAGGCCGCUUGAAAAACGUUUUGAAUAAGGUCGGCAGUUGGCUUCAACCUUUCAUCGAUUUAAUUAAAGAUUUAGAAUCUAAUUGCAAUCUGGAUCAGAACUCGAACUUUGACCUUUACUGUCUUCAUCUUUGUUUCAUUCAUUUAAUGAAAUCUCAUCUCAAAGAAUGCCGCGAAAAUUGGAACAAUAAUGAAUCGAUUAAAACUACCACUCCCCGUCAAUUAUCUUCCAUUGGAUUAAUGAGCUUAAAAAUUCGCGCUGGAAUUGACAAAGCCUAUUACCCAGAGUUGGAUCAGCCCAAAUUAUUGGAUGUAGAGCAACAAGAUUGGGAGGCAACUGAACCGCCGAUGGACCGUGCUAAUGUUGAUGUGCGUGAAGUCAAGCCUAUAGUUGAACCUAAUGCUGAGAUUGUCUUGGGCCAACUUUUCCAACUAAAGGCUGUUACCAUUCACACAGUUUCCGAAGUGUACUUGCAAAUGCGUCGUUAUUUGCAGUCUAUUUACAAUUCGGAAUGAACAGCGUUUAGCUUUAAGAAGUGAUACGGUAAUUUAUGGUUAGUGAUUAUGAAGAUUUUGAAGCUUUUUAGUAAUCCUGACAUUUAAAUUCAUUUUUAUUAUUUGGUAAUUGUGUUCUGUUUUAGUUUAACUUUUCAACAGCUUCAACUAAUACAGGCAAUCAAGUUGUGUUUUUUCUUUA